Messenger RNA from Schistosoma mattheei, 2263 nucleotides. The record is from the annotation of a GenBank genome assembly. Lineage: Eukaryota; Metazoa; Platyhelminthes; Trematoda; Strigeidida; Schistosomatidae.
CAAAAUAUUGCGCGCAAUUCUGCUGUUGCGUUACACGUAUUCUGAUGGUGUUUCUAAUAGAAUGUAUCCUUCUCAUUACUCUGUGGAGUGGGGUCAGCUGCCUAGAGAUACCUCCACAUAGGACAUCAAAACUUCCAGUCAUAAAAGAUGAUCAAAUCAAAUCGACCAAGGAAGUUAAUUCAGCAUGGAAUUUGUUUUUAUCUGGAUUUUCGUCUUCAUUUUACGUUAUUAUAAUAUCUGAAAUUGGUGAUAAAACAUUUUUCAUCGCUGCUAUUAUGUCUAUGCAACAUCCACGAGCUUUAGUUUAUUGUGGAGCGAUGCUCGCUCUUAUCACCAUGACAAUGUUGUCGGCGUUACUUGGUUACGCAACAACAAUCAUCCCGCGAUUUGUAACCUUGUAUUUAUCCGGUGCUUUAUUUUUUAUAUUCGGCCUAAAAAUGCUCUAUGAAGCAUAUACUAUGUCUUCCAGUACAGCCAAAGAAGAGUUCGAUGAAGUUCAUAUGCAACUCACACAGUCUAAAGCAGAUGAUAUAGAAACUGGUCGUUCAGCCCCAGACUCUCCCCAGGGAUUUCCCUCCAAAUUACUUACGAUCACAGGAAACAUAUUGACUCCAAUCUUUGUGGAAGCUUUUGUGCUCACAUUUUUUGCAGAAUGGGGUGAUAGGUCUCAGAUAACUACAAUUGUUCUUGCAGCUACAAAGAGUGCUUUGGGUGUAAUCGUAGGUGGAGUUGUUGGUCAUGCUUUAUGCACAGGUUUAGCUGUCCUUAUGGGUCGUUUUGUCGCUCAACGCAUUCCUGUACAGUGGAGUAAGUAAAUACUUGAUUCUCAGAAAUUCAGUAUCAAAUACAUAUCUCGAUUAUGUUUUCAUAAUUUCCAUGGUCCAUUAUCUAUUACUUGCUUGGUGAAAAUUCAAAAGUAAUCAGUUUGACUCAUUGAAUCCAUCAAAUCUCUAAAUCUCCUUAGAAGGAACGCUUUUAAAACAUUACAGCAGAGUGUAAACUUAUAAUUAAUAGAAAUCCCGUAUCAUGAUUGAUUAAUGUCCUUUUCAGUGAUUAAAGCAUGUAACCCAGAAUCAAAGGACUGUCUACACAUAUAUCAAAAGCAAAGAGCUACUACUGAAGCUAGGCUGAAUAAAUAUACCACAGUGAUGGAACGUGACUCAGACCACCACAACCUUUUUAAUAUGUUAUUAAGCAGCACAUUUAAAAUUUACAUUUAUCGGAGGUGUGACAUUUAUAAUAUUUGCGUUCAGUGUAUUUUUUGGGAAUCCAGACACAAUGUCUUAACUUUAACGUUUGUAAUCAUCAGUUAUUUUUUUUAACAAAUAUAUAUAUAUAUAUAUAUAUAUAAUAACUUAUUUUCAGUUUGUAUUGGUUAAUAAUAUUUUUGAAGCACUUUGAAAUUGAUAUUACUCACGGUAUAUUUGUGUUAUUUGUACAACUGUCCAAUUAUUCCUAAAAUUUCUUUCAUUUCAGAUAAAUUUAUUCUUUUCCCAUGUUUCUCAUAUUAUGUUUAUAAAUAAAAGGUCUCUUUAUCUAACUGAAUGUCAGAUAUUAUAUAAUUGUGAUUACAUAAGAAACAGACAAUAAGCUGUUUUCUUUUGCUUUCUGUACAUUCCUUUUAUAUCUAGUAUUCUAUGUACUUCUCUAUGUAAUUUCUUUUUGGUCAAUUCUUUAUUUUUUUCUUCUUUCAAUACAUCACUUCGGUAAUAUUUCUUAUGCAUUAAUAUUCUUUAUGUAAAAUGAUCAGUUUAUUUUUCUCUACAAACUAACUAUAUUUUGGUAAUGUUAAAUAUGUUUGAAGAAAGUAUUAGUAAAUCGAAUAAUAAACAUUGUAGUUUGUUGAAUAGAAAUUGACAUUUACAUUGUAUUUUCAUUGUGUUGUUUACAAGUUUAUUGCCUUUUUGUAUUGCUACUAACUAAAUAGGAAAUUUAAGAGAAAAAGAAAAUGAAAUUGUGUAAUAAAAUACAUACGUUAUGUAGUUUUAUGGAUUUUGAAAAUAAAUUCUUUUCUUUUUUUUUUCCUAUAAACACAUUGAAUGCUUUAAUCUCAAUCAGUAUUCAUAGUAUUUAAUUGAGUAUCCAGAAAAGAAAUUGUUUUAUUUAAAGGUUUAAGUAGAUUGUUAAUUGAUUUUUUGUGAUAAUCUAUCCUGUUGAUAAUAUGAACUCCUUUUUAAUGUUUGUAUAGAUAUGCAUCUAAUACAAUUAUUAGAUCUCGAACAAAACAAUGUAAUUUGAUAUGUCAGUAAUAAUAGAAGUGAAU